Molecule: messenger RNA, 656 nt
Organism: Cuscuta europaea
Lineage: Eukaryota; Viridiplantae; Streptophyta; Magnoliopsida; Solanales; Convolvulaceae
Source: the annotation of a GenBank genome assembly
CUCUUCACCAUUUCUGAUUAAAACGGAAUCGGAACCACCGGUUUUUUUAACCUAAUCAUACUUCCGGUUUGAAAGACGAGGUUUGUUAUCUGUUGAAGGAAAUUCUAUGUAGUGUGCUAUCAUGUAUAUAGAAUAUGUAUUAGGGUCAUCUGAUGUAAACUUUGUAUCAUGGGCCUAUUGACCCGUUCUUGUAAACCCUAAUAACUCCCUAUAUAUAGGGCAUUCAGUAAUGAAACUUGAUGAACUAUUCUCCCUACAACACGUUAUCAGCACGUAACCUAGGUCUAUUUUUCACCCUGCGCAUCAACCCUUCUCCAGCCCGCCACAGCAAGGCUGCGCCAACCCUCACCGCCAAAGCAAGGCUGCGCCAGCCCUCCCUCCGCCGCAUCACAGUAGCAAUCUUGCUCCGCCGCAGACAUUCAUCCCUCCUCUGCCGCAGCAUGGUAGCAGACAUUCAACCUUUCUCCAGCCACAACACAGUAGCAAUAUUUGAGGGGUAUCAUAAUCGUCGUCAUUCACUUUAUGGAUCCGCCAAGGAGCAUGAAAAAACUAACUCCACAUCUGGGACCGACCCUUACCCCGACCGCCUAUGUCAGGGAAAUACCAAGCUCACGAAUCAAUCAGACUUAGCAAAUAAUGAGGCCAGCCGAGCCCGA